UAAUUCCUGCGUUUACGUUAGUCACCUGAGCUGAGAUUAAUCAUGUAACUUCGCACUGUGACAAGAUUUUUACCUUCGCCGCGUGUCCCAGUUCGUGCUAUGCGAUCGUGACUGAACUUAGGAUUUCGUUGUACGUGUCAUUGCAGCUUAAUUUCAGUCAUGUUUCGCAGUUUAGGAGCCGUCGUUUUUGUCUGGUUUGUACUUACGCUUUGGCUUAGUACAUCUGGAGCCUCCUGUACGUACGAUUACGAGACCAAGUACUAUGACCAGAUCAUCGACCACUUUAACUUUGCAAGCCAUGACAACAAAACAUAUAAACAGCGAUACUUGGUAUCAGACAAACACUGGAAGGUUGGGAAAGGACCCAUUUUCUUCUACACCGGCAAUGAAGGGCCGAUUAACAUGUUCUUGGAGAACACCGGCUUUAUGUAUGACAUUGCACCGGAGUUCAGUGCCCUCCUCAUUUUUGCUGAACAUCGAUUUUAUGGAGAGUCCUUACCGUUUGGUAAUCAGUCCUUCACUCCAGAGAACUUGGGACUGCUGACCGUCGAGCAGGCCUUGGCAGACUAUGCUGGCCUCAUCGUGUACCUCAAGGAGAGCCUCAAGUGUCCUGCCUGUAGGGUUGUGACAUUUGGGGGAAGUUACGGGGGCAUGCUCAGUGCGUACAUGCGGUUCAAAUACCCCAAUGUGGUGGAUGGGGCAAUAGCAUCUAGUGCACCCAUAUACUCUGUGGCAGGGCAAGGAUCUCAGACGUACUUCUUUGCUGAUGUGACAAAGGCAUUUGAAAGUGUACCUUCCAUUGGCCCUGACUGCGUGACAACUGUGAAAAAUGCAUUCAUUCAAAUGAACAAGCUUGCUGACGACGGAAAAGAAGGUCUGAGCAACAUUUCAUCAACAUUUAAGCUAUGCAAAUCCCUGACUAGCAAGAGCCAGAUAGCACACCUGCAAGGCUGGGUCCGCAACGCCUUCACCAGCAUGGCCAUGUCCAACUACCCCUAUGCCACGAGCUUCCUGGGCCAACUACCUGCUUGGCCAGUUAACGUCUCUUGUGGUCUUAUUGUGAAAGCACAAUCCUCAAAUCCUAUGCAAGGGCUGGCUGAAGCAGCAAUUUUAUUCUACAAUGGCACUGAUGGCAAGCUGAAGUGUAUGGACCCUGACUUGGAGUAUAUUGAAUGUGCUGACCCAACUGGCUGCGGCCUUGGGAACAAUGCAAAAGCAUGGGAUUGGCAGGCUUGUACUGAGAUAACUAUGCCAGAGGGCUCCAACAACGUUACCGACAUGUUCCCUGCGCUGCCACUCACAGAGCAAAUUAGGGAAGCCUACUGCAGCCAGAAGUGGAAGGUUACUCCAAAGCCAACCUGGCUAAAUAUCAUCAUGUGGGGGAAAGACAUAAAGGCUGCAUCCAAUAUUGUCUUCUGCAAUGGGGCGUUGGAUCCCUGGCGAGACGGAGGCGUGCUCGUCAACCCAGAUCCUGCAGAUUUAGAUGUGUGCUUGAUCUAUGAGGGGGCCCAUCAUCUAGAUCUCAGGGGAGAGAACGAAGCUGACCCAAUCUAUGUGAAGAAUGCAAGAAAGCUACAUAGAAGAAGGAUCAGUUGCUGGAUAAAGGAAUGAAAAUCGAUGGUGCGAUUAUUCCUCCUGCCUGCUGUGUUCAUUUCAAUCUGUUACACAGAUGAGCUGAAAUUUAUUUUAUUAUGUAUCUUUACAUUGAGGAUAAAGAAAUGUGUAUGAAAGUUAUGCUAAAUGGAGGGUUUCACAGUAGAAACCACCCCAAUUGGUGGAUCAAGUGGGAACGGGCUGCAACACUGAUGUAACAUCCCAGUUUAUGUGUAAGAAUCAAAUUAUAGGGUGUUUAUUGUUGGUCUGCUUACAGUUGACAGAGACUUAUUUUAAUUUACGUUCAGUCAAAACAGAUCCAUGUCUCAGUGGUACUUUGAACUGCACAUCUUCAGGAUACUUUGUGGCCAGUUCAAGGAAGCAUCGGAUUUAUAUGUAAAAUCUUGAGAUUAAUUCUGUUGAAUGGAGGUAUUGAAAGGGGUCUUUGGCAGGAAUGCCAUACAGUAUUUAAAUUUUACGCAAUGAAUUAUUUUAUGAACUGGUUUUGUAAUAUACUCUCUUCGUGUAGAAGAGUUGAAAAACCACUCAGAUACGGCUCUGUAACUUAAGAGAGUUGAGGUUAAUUAACCACAAGUGCCUUUUCCUAUUUGCCAGAGUAAAACUCCACUCCAAAAGAGUAGAAAAAUACUUAAAAAGAUGUUUCUCCAUUUAAAAUGACUUGUAAUCCUUAAAAUUUCAAAAGUCUAUUUAUUGCAUACACAAGUGUUAUCAUAUUGUUUCACUAUCAGUCACAUUAUCAGUUACAUUCCAUUGGCAGUUUAUGUUGCCGUUCAUGCCAGUGUGUAUAAUUAGUAGACUUUGAUUACCGUGUUCACGGAAAUAUCAGGCCGCAAACACUUGGGUAAGUCCUAAGACUAUAUGCUCAAACGUCUCAUUUAGGCCCAAGUUAAACGCAGAUGACAAAAUUAGACAACUCCUUUCUGCAAAAUAUUAAAUUAGGAAGCUGGUCACAACUACAGCAAGUUUAUGGUUUGUAGUACAUGUAUUAACAAGUGAAGGCCACAUUUGGUUCUCGAA
This is a messenger RNA of Acanthaster planci (crown-of-thorns starfish), 2631 nucleotides long. RefSeq names its product dipeptidyl peptidase 2-like. The record is from RefSeq and is a predicted model, not a curated record. Gene Ontology annotation, biological process: proteolysis. NCBI's taxonomy places the organism in Eukaryota, Metazoa, Echinodermata, Asteroidea, Valvatida, Acanthasteridae. Gene Ontology annotation, molecular function: dipeptidyl-peptidase activity; serine-type exopeptidase activity.